Messenger RNA from Penicillium canescens, 1446 nucleotides. Its product is annotated as MFS transporter. Lineage: Eukaryota; Fungi; Ascomycota; Eurotiomycetes; Eurotiales; Aspergillaceae. Gene Ontology annotation, biological process: transmembrane transport. The record is from RefSeq and is a predicted model, not a curated record. The coding region runs from base 1 to 1446 and encodes 481 amino acids. The transcript is spliced from 3 exons. Gene Ontology annotation, molecular function: transmembrane transporter activity.
AUGGCAGACCUCGAGAAACAGGUUGUUCCUCACGAUGAGGAGGUCAAACAAGAUGCCAAUCUCGUCGAUUUCGACGGCCCAAAUGAUACAGAGAACCCAUUCAACUGGCCCACAUGGAAAAAAGGACGCCAAUUGGUCUUGAUGGCCUUUAAUACAUUCAUAACUCCUCUAGCCUCAUCAAUGUUCACCCCAGGAGUCAGCGAUGUAAUGAGAGAAUUCAACGUCACCAGCAGCAUGCUGGGUUCCUUCGUCGUCUCUGUCUACAUCUUGGGCUACUGCUUCGGUCCAUUCCUCAUCGCCCCUCUCUCCGAGAUCUAUGGCCGUGUGGCAUUAUAUCACAGCUGCAACCUGCUCUUCCUCAUCUUUACUAUCGCCUGCGCCCUCGCCCAAACUAUGCCGCAGCUCAUUGUCUUUCGCUUACUGGCCGGCAUGGCAGGUGUCUGUCCUCUGACGAUUGGCUCUGGCACCGUCGCCGAUAUGGUCCCCAAGGAGAAGCGAGCCGGUAUCAUGGCCAUCUGGGCUAUGGGCCCUAUCCUCGGUCCGGUCGUUGGCCCUGUCGCUGGCGGGUUUCUGGCUGAAGCCGAAGGCUGGCGCUGGGUGUUCUGGGUCAUUGCCAUUGUAACUGGCGUGAUGAUGAUCCUGACUAUUAUUUGGUAUCGCGAAUCCUAUGGCCCCGUCGUCCUUGAGCGCAAGGCUGCUCGUCUGCGCAAGUCCACUGGCAACCCUGACCUCCGAUCAAUCCAUGACAAAGGCAAACUCGACCCGAAGCUGUUCCUCUCGGCGCUAGCCCGCCCGUUGAAGCUGCUCUUCGGCUCGCCGAUUGUGUUCCUCGUUGCGCUGUUUGCCGCCACGACGUACGGCUAUCUCUACCUCAUGUUCACCACCAUCACCUCCAUCUUCGAGGAGAAAUACGGCUUCUCGCAUGGUAUCGCCGGGCUGGCGUACCUGGGCUUUGGUAUCGGGAGUAUGCUGGGCUUGGUCGUCACCGGCGCCGUGGCAAACCGCAUCGCUAGCAACCAUAUCCAACGGGGCUGCUUCACGCCUGAAUCCCGUCUGCUACCCAUGAUGGUCGGCUGCUGGUUCAUGCCUGUAGGCUUGUUCUGGUAUGGCUGGUCAGCCCAGGCGGGCACCCAUUGGAUUGUGCCUAUCCUAGGCACCGGCGUCUUCGCUGUGGGACUGAUGACGGUCUUUAUGUGUGCCAGCACUUAUCUGGUUGACUCGUAUCUUCGAUAUGCUGCAUCCGUCACGGCGGCUAACACGGCGCUGCGGUCGUUGGUCGGGGCUUUGUUGCCUUUGGCUGGGCCAUCGAUGUAUGCUGCUCUAGGGCUGGGGUGGGGCAACUCGCUGUUGGCGUUUAUUGCGUUGGCAAUGUGUGCCGUGCCUUUUCUCUUCUGGAGGUAUGGAGCGAGGAUUCGUACUCACCCACGAUUCCAGGUCAAUCUGUGA